GCCGAGUCUGUCGGGACUGGGGGGACUGGGCCGAGAGAGCGAGGGAGGGACCGAGCGUGCGAGCGUGCAAGCGAGGAGGGGAAGGGCGGCCACUCGUGCCAGAGCGGCCGCGGACGACAGUGCGAGCGGUGGGGGAAAGGAGCAGGGAGGGGAAGAAGAAAGGCCUAGAGAAGAGGCGGACGGACGCUGGUGGUGGUGGGAGAAGGAGAAGGAGGAGCUGGAGCUCCACUCGCGCCGGACCCAGGGAGCAGCGAGCACGCGUUGCCCGCAACCGGAUCUCCUCGGACAGGAUUCCUCCGCCGCAGCCCGACGGGGAGGGCUGGUUGCACAUAGCGAUUUAGAUGAAAGAGCUAUCGAAGCUUUAAAAGAAUUCAAUGAAGACGGCGCAUUGGCAGUUCUUCAGCAGUUUAAAGACAGUGAUCUCUCUCAUGUUCAGAACAAAAGUGCCUUUUUAUGUGGAGUCAUGAAGACUUAUAGGCAGAGAGAAAAACAGGGGACCAAAGUAGCAGAUUCUAGCAAAGGACCAGAUGAGGCAAAAAUUAAGGCACUCUUGGAAAGAACAGGAUACACACUCGAUGUGACCACUGGACAGAGGAAGUAUGGGGGACCGCCUCCAGAUUCCGUUUAUUCAGGUCAGCAGCCUUCUGUUGGCACUGAGAUAUUUGUAGGGAAGAUCCCAAGAGAUCUGUUUGAGGAUGAACUUGUUCCGUUGUUUGAAAAAGCUGGACCUAUAUGGGAUCUUCGUCUAAUGAUGGAUCCACUAACUGGUCUCAAUAGAGGUUAUGCGUUUGUCACUUUUUGUACAAAAGAAGCAGCUCAGGAGGCUGUUAAACUGUAUAAUAAUCAUGAAAUUCGUUCUGGAAAACACAUUGGUGUCUGCAUCUCCGUUGCCAACAACAGGCUUUUUGUGGGCUCUAUUCCUAAGAGUAAAACCAAGGAACAGAUUCUUGAAGAAUUUAGCAAAGUAACAGAGGGUCUUACAGACGUCAUUUUGUAUCACCAACCAGACGACAAGAAAAAAAACAGAGGCUUUUGCUUUCUUGAAUACGAAGAUCACAAAACAGCUGCCCAGGCAAGACGUAGGUUAAUGAGCGGUAAAGUCAAGGUCUGGGGAAAUGUUGGAACUGUUGAAUGGGCUGAUCCUAUAGAAGAUCCCGAUCCUGAAGUUAUGGCAAAGGUAAAAGUGCUGUUCGUACGCAACCUGGCCAAUACUGUAACAGAAGAGAUUUUAGAAAAGGCAUUUAGUCAGUUUGGGAAACUGGAACGAGUGAAGAAAUUAAAAGAUUAUGCUUUCAUUCAUUUUGAUGAGCGAGAUGGUGCUGUCAAGGCUAUGGAAGAAAUGAAUGGCAAAGACUUGGAGGGAGAAAAUAUUGAAAUUGUUUUUGCUAAGCCACCAGAUCAGAAAAGGAAAGAAAGGAAAGCUCAGAGGCAAGCUGCAAAGAAUCAAAUGUAUGAUGAUUACUACUAUUAUGGUCCACCUCAUAUGCCCCCUCCAACAAGAGGUCGAGGGCGUGGAGGUAGAGGUGGUUAUGGAUAUCCUCCAGAUUAUUAUGGAUAUGAAGAUUAUUAUGAUUAUUAUGGCUAUGAUUACCAUAACUAUCGUGGUGGAUAUGAAGAUCCAUACUAUGGUUAUGAAGAUUUUCAAGUUGGAGCUAGAGGAAGGGGUGGUAGAGGAGCAAGGGGUGCUGCUCCAUCCAGAGGUCGCGGGGCUGCUCCUCCCCGCGGUAGAGCCGGUUAUUCACAGAGAGGAGGUCCUGGAUCAGCAAGAGGCGUUCGUGGUGCGAGAGGAGGUGCCCAACAACAAAGAGGCCGCGGGCAGGGAAAAGGGGUCGAGGCCGGUCCUGACCUGUUACAAUGAAGACUGACUUGCUAUGUGGGAUUACACCAGAAGCUUGCAGUGGAGUAAUGGUAAGGAAAUCAAGCAACCUUAAAUAUCUCGGCUGUAUAGGAGCAUAUUCUAUUGCAGAAGACCUUCCUAUGAAGAUCAUGGAAUCAAAUACAGGACAUUGAACUAAUACUUGGACUUUGAUAUGAAUUUCUUUAACAAUUUUCUCUGCAGUGCAAGUUAUUAAACUAAAGCUACUCUAUUUUCCAAAUGUGUUCCAACAGAAAUUCUUCAUAACUUCUAGCAUGGUAUCUUAAUAAAGAAUAAAGUUCUUCUCUUUAAAAAAUCUGCUCUAAGUAGAUUUUUCCCCUGUUUUUUUAAAUUAAGGAUCCCAGCAUUGGUUUUCUGAAAUAUUCUCUUGAAUUUGUGCAUUUAAAUUUUAUUGCAGUGGUAUAGAUGAAUGCCAUUGUUGGUAUCCUUAAAUUUUAUUUCUGCUCACCAAGGUUAAUCAUGAUUGUCUAUAUCUUUUUUAUAGUAAUCACUUUUGAAUUGUGUUCAGAUAUGCAGUUUCAGGUGUAAUCAUCAGAGCUGGUUAGUCAGGCAUUCCAGAUAGUGGUUCUUUUCAGAACCUUUUUUAAAGGGUUGGUUAACUACCUCAGUAGCAGAGGAUUGAACUAUACCCUGUCUGUACUGUACAUAGAAAAUCUUUGUAGAUAAAAGCAAGGCUUGUUAAAUGAUAUGAGGGUAAGAUUUUAAUAUACCAAAUGUAACAUUCUUAGUUGCCUUUAGUUUCAGAGGCUUGUAAGACUUCCUCAUGACCAUCAUAACAGGCCUUGCUUUUGUCGUAUUUUGUGGCUGAAAAAGCAGCCUUGCUUCUUCAGAUAUUGUAGUUAUUUGGAUGUAUAAUAGUUUAGCAAGAUGUUACUUUUGUAAGACAUCAGAUGUUCAAAAAAAGUGCAUCCGAACUUGUACUAAAUACUGCAGUGUCCCUUUAUAAAAAGUCAGACUAAAACUGACAAUUGUACAGCGAAGCCUGACAUUUGGAUAUUUUGAAGUUUUUUCAUAAAUCAUAGAAAUUAGUAUACGGCUGUAGUUUAGCUUUUUAGGUAAAAGGUAUGUUUCAUUAGUGCAUUUCUUAUUGCUGAUCACUGCAAAACGUGAAUCAGCUUUUCCAUUUCUUAUGCAGGUCAUGAUAACUUGUAGAAUAGAGUACAAUCAUUUGUGCUAUGUUUUUAAUUUUCUAAAGCACCUUGAUGACAGUGAGUGUUCAGUGGUGAAGCAUCCUCUAUUGAAUCACCCUCAAAAAAUUUUUUGCCAAGUCCUAAAUUGAUAGCUUAAAGUCAGAAGUGAAAUUAUAGUUUAAUUGAGACUUGGUAUAAAGAAAUCCCUUUUCCCCUUCCCCAAAGGGAUACUGCAGUUAUAUCACAUACCCAAUAGGCACCAUGAUGAAGAUCAGAGCUUAAACUUAAUUAAGGUUUUAUACACACCAGUUUCCCCAGUAAAUGCAAAUUUAACAAGAAAAUUAGACAUGUCAUAUGUUCAAACUGCUCAUGGCAAACAAUCAUUUUGCAUUCCUGCAAAUAAAAUUGUUUUAUACUGUAAGCUGGAGGCGAGUGUAACUUAUUUUUGUAAUAAAGUUUUUAUUUUUUUUA
Molecule: messenger RNA, 3477 nt
Organism: Mesoplodon densirostris (Blainville's beaked whale)
Lineage: Eukaryota; Metazoa; Chordata; Mammalia; Artiodactyla; Ziphiidae
Gene: SYNCRIP
Product: synaptotagmin binding cytoplasmic RNA interacting protein
Exons: 12
Coding region: 464-1858 (464 amino acids)
Biological process (GO): CRD-mediated mRNA stabilization
Cellular component (GO): ribonucleoprotein complex; CRD-mediated mRNA stability complex; nucleus
Molecular function (GO): mRNA 5'-UTR binding
Source: RefSeq, a predicted model, not a curated record